Molecule: messenger RNA, 1878 nt
Organism: Ilex paraguariensis (yerba mate)
Lineage: Eukaryota; Viridiplantae; Streptophyta; Magnoliopsida; Aquifoliales; Aquifoliaceae
Source: the annotation of a GenBank genome assembly
AUGCAAUCAGUUGGUUUACUUAACAGUAACAAAUUUGAUCCUGCCUUGGAGAAAGCUAUUCUAUUUGCCGUUGGGAAUACUUUAGUUUGUGAUGAGCUUGAUGAAGCUAAGCGUUUGAGUUGGAGUGGAGAGAGGUUUAAAGUUGUGACUGUUGAUGGGAUUCUGUUGACGAAGUCUGGUACAAUGACCGGUGGUACGAGUGGCGGAAUGGAAGCACGUUCACAUAAAUGGGAUGAUAAGAAAAUUGAAGGACUUAAAAAGAAGAAAGAAGGCUUUGAGUCAGAGUUGGAAGAGCUUGGGUCAAUAAGAGAGAUGCAGCUGAAGGAGUCUGAAGCAUCUGGGAAAAUUAGUGGACUUGAAAAGAAAAUCCAAUAUGCUGAGAUCGAGAAGAAAAGUAUUGAGGACAAACUUGGAAAAUUGAAGCUGGAAAUGGGUAAUAUCAAAGAAGAAAUAGCUCGUAUUACACCUGAACUUGAUGAGUUGAAAGAUGUCAUUACCAAGAGGACCUCAAAGAUCUUGUUGAUUGAGAAGAAGAUCAAUGAUAUUGUUGACCGAAUCUACAAGAAAUUCAGUGAAUCUGUUGGGGUGAAAAACAUCCGUGAGUAUGAGGAAAACCAGCUCAAGGCUGCACAACAGAUGGCUGAACAGAGAGUUAGCUUGAGUGGUCAGCAGUCAAAGCUGAAAUAUCAAUUGGAGUAUGAGGAGAAGCGGGAUAUGGAAUCACGAAUCACAAAGCUGGAAUCAUCACUCCAUUUCUUGAAAAAUUCUUUGAAAGAGGUUGAGAAGAACGAGAUUGAAAUCAAGUCAGAAAUGGAGAAAGCUACGGAUGAAAUUGAUCACUGGAAGAAGGAAGUACGGGAGUGGAAGUCCAAGUCAGAAGAGUGUGAGAAGGAUAUACAGGAAUGGAAGAGAAAGAUUUCUGCUGCUACAACUAACAUAAGCAAACAUAUUCGUCAAAUAAAAUCAAAGGAGACACAAAUUGAGCAGCUGAAUUUCCGGAAGCAAGAGAUAUUUGAGAAGUGCGAGCUAGAGCACAUAAGCCUUCCCACUAUCUCUGACCCAAUGGAUACUGGAUCGGCAAUGCCUGGGCCAGUUUUUGACUUCAGCAAACUGAGUAGAUCACAUCAACAGAGUGUGAGACCCUCUGAACGCGAGAAGCUUGAGGUGGAAUUCACUCAAAAAAUUAGUGCCAUAAUGUUAGAAAUUGAAAGAACAGCUCCAAAUUUGAAGGCCUUGGACCAAUAUGAGGCUCUGCAGGAGAAGGAAAGAAUUGCAAGUGAAGACUUUGAGAAGGCCAGAUCUGAAGAGAAAAAAAUAGCCGAUGCUUAUAAUAGACUGAAGCAGAGAAGGUAUGAACUAUUUAUGGAAGCUUUCAACCAUAUCUCUGGCAGUAUUGACAAAAUUUAUAAACAACUCACAAAGAGCAAUACACACCCGCUGGGUGGGACAGCAUAUUUGAACUUAGAGAAUGAGGAUGAGCCAUUUUUACAUGGCAUCAAAUACACUGCUAUGCCCCCUACGAAGCGCUUCCGUGACAUGGAACAGCUAUCAGGUGGGGAGAAGACUGUUGCUGCACUCGCACUACUCUUCUCCAUCCACAGUUAUAGGCCUUCACCAUUUUUCAUAUUGGAUGAAGUGGAUGCUGCAUUAGAUAAUUUGAAUGUUGCCAAGGUAGCUGGAUUUAUCCGAUCAAAAUCAUGUGGAGGAGCCCGGAUUAAUCAGGAUCCUGAGGCUGGAAGUGGUUUCCAGAGUAUUGUGAUCUCACUCAAGGAUAGCUUUUACGAUAAGGCUGAAGCUUUGGUUGGGGUUUACAGGGAUUCUGAUAGAAGCUGCUCAAGAACAUUGACGUUUGAUCUCACCAAAUACCGCGACUCAUGA